ACUCAAAUAUCAUACGCAUCUACUGAUGGAGAAUCCGAGAAUUGUUCUUAUCACCCUCGUCAUCUCCAUCCUCCUCCAUGGGGCACAAUCAUCUAUAUUCACGAUCAAGAACAACUGCAAGUUCACAAUUUGGCCCGCGACCCUAACUGGUUCAGGCGCUCCAUUGUCCUCAACCGGGUUCGAGUUACCCACAGGCGCAUCAAACUCCCUAAGCGUCACAGCCCCAUGGUCCGGCCGCAUAUGGGCUCGAUCCGGAUGCACAAACUCUGACGGAAAAUUCAAGUGCGCCACCGGUGACUGCACCUCCAAUCAGGUCACGUGCAACGGCUUAGGCGGAAUCCCACCGGCAUCCCUUGUGGAAUUCUACAUUGCGGCUAACAACGGACAAGACUUUUACGACGUUAGCCUCGUGGACGGGUUUAAUCUACCCUUGUCCAUAACACCACAAGGCGGAGAUCAGGGUUGUAGCAGCAGCAGCUGCCCUGCGGAUAUUAAUAAAGUUUGUCCGCCGGAGUUGCAAGCUGUGGUGGGAACGGUCGUGGGGUGCAAGAGCGCGUGCGUGGCACUUAAUCAGCCUCAGUUUUGUUGCACCGGUGCAUUUGGGUCGCCGGAAACGUGCCCGCCCACCCAGUAUUCACAGAUUUUCAAGAGCCAAUGCCCUCAGGCCUAUAGCUACGCUUAUGAUGAUAAGACCAGUACAUUUACAUGCACUGGUGGAGCUAAUUACCUUAUCACAUUCUGCCCUUGAAGCCGUGAUACCAUUUCCUGGGUCACAGAAUAAUCAACGGAAACAUAACAUAUCCGUGUUUUCUUUUUUAACUCAAAAUACAAGAACGUUGGGCUAGCUAGUUCUUUUUCUUGGGUUUGAGAUUCGCUUAAGAUUUUAGUUCUCAUAUAUUAUGUCAUCAAUCAGAUCUACAACAAAUAUAUAUUUGGAAAGGAUCGCACCCGGCCCUUGCGAACUAAU
Rubroshorea leprosula is the source of this 967-nucleotide messenger RNA. NCBI's taxonomy places the organism in Eukaryota, Viridiplantae, Streptophyta, Magnoliopsida, Malvales, Dipterocarpaceae. The record is from the annotation of a GenBank genome assembly.